AUGAUACCAAUGAAAAGCGCACUUGCACAGGGCAAAUCUAUCCUUUCAAAUGGAUCUCCGCUUUUAAAAGUAUCAUCAUCAUCACGCUUCCAAUUACGUGAUAGAACAGCCAUCCUAUGGAACCGGAAACUCUCAAAUAAAUUCUCAAAUAAAUUCUUUCUAACUUCUAAAGAUUCCUCGGAAAGAUCAAACGAAUUCGUAGUGAAACAUGCAAAUAAAGCCGCUGCCACCGUAUCAGAUCAUCAAAAACAUGUCAGUCCAUUGACCAUGAAAUGGGCUGUCUUAACCGGUGUCACCAUAGUAAUCGGUACCAUCCUCUUAGUGUCGAGAAAUGAACUGGAUGAACCAGAUCGAGAGCAAAAGCAGAACCAGGAAAAUAACAACAAUAAUAAGAAAAGAUAUAAGAGAAUUAAAAUAUUCAAUAAUAACUGGUUAUUCUUUUGUUAUUCUACAUUACCAUUGAACGCAAUCUCAAGACUUUGGGGGAAAGUAAAUUCAUUAACCUUACCCCUAUGGUUACGUCCUAUUGGUUAUAGAUUUUAUUCAUACCUUUUCGACGUUAAUUUGGAUGAAAUGAUAGAUCCAGAUUUCACUCAUUAUGCUAAUCUUUCAGAAUUCUUUUAUAGGAAUAUUAAACCUGAAGUGAGACCAAUUGAAACCGGUGGGAACGUCAUUGUGUGUCCAAGUGAUGGUCGUGUCUUGCAAAUCGGGAUAAUAGAUUCAGAUACAGGUGAAAUUGAACAAGUGAAAGGUUUAACGUAUUCUAUAAGAGAAUUCUUAGGGACUCAUUCAAAUCCAUUAAUGUCUAAGAGUGAAUCUACUUUAGAUUUAACCGCAGAGGAAACAAAACAUAAAGAAUUCGCUAAAAUUAAUGACUUUAAACUGGCACAGGGAAAAUAUGAAGAUGGUUGUGAAUAUAUAAAUAUUGAAAAUGAAGGUGAUAAAUCUGUCAAGGAAUUUAAUUCAGGUCCAUCAAAGACUGUUAAACUUUUAAGUGAAUUAUCCUUAACUUACCCAUCAUAUAGAUUUAACUCUUUAACAAAAUCAUCAUCAUCUCUAUCAGCCUCAUCUACAAUAACGGAUCCCGUAGAUACUGAAUUAUAUUUUGCAGUUAUAUAUUUGGCUCCAGGUGAUUAUCAUCAUUUCCAUUCACCAAUAGAUUGGGUUUGUAAAAUUCGUCGUCAUUUCCCAGGUGAUUUAUUCUCAGUUGCUCCAUAUUUCCAAAGAAAUUUCCCCAAUUUAUUCGUAUUAAAUGAACGUGUCUCACUCUUAGGAUAUUGGAAAUAUGGGUUUUUUAGUAUGACACCAGUAGGAGCCACAAAUGUCGGUUCCAUUAAAUUAAAUUUUGAUAAGGAACUAAUUACAAACGUAAAGAGAAAUAAAUUAAAAGAUCCUCAUAUUUGUUACGAGGCAAUCUAUGAAAAUGCAAGCAAAGUAUUAGGUGGAAUGCCAUUAAUUAAAGGUGAAGAAAUGGGUGGAUUCGAAUUGGGUAGUACUGUGGUAUUAUGUUUUGAAGCCCCAAAGACUUUUAAAUUUAAUAUGAAAGUGGGGGAAAAAGUCAAGAUGGGUCAAAAAUUAGGUACCAUUGAAUGA
This is a messenger RNA of Naumovozyma dairenensis CBS 421, 1593 nucleotides long. RefSeq names its product phosphatidylserine decarboxylase 1 (gene PSD1). The record is from RefSeq and is a predicted model, not a curated record. Gene Ontology annotation, cellular component: mitochondrion. Bases 1 to 1593 code for a protein of 530 amino acids. Gene Ontology annotation, biological process: phosphatidylethanolamine biosynthetic process. NCBI's taxonomy places the organism in Eukaryota, Fungi, Ascomycota, Saccharomycetes, Saccharomycetales, Saccharomycetaceae. Gene Ontology annotation, molecular function: phosphatidylserine decarboxylase activity. The transcript has a single exon.